AUGGCCGAUCACAAAGGAAGCGGAGGCCGCGCUGGUGGAGGCCGUAAGAAGCGAGAUAUGGGCCGGGCAGAAUGGAGUCGGACGAUGACAGACAAGCGAGCGCGCUAUGAAGAGAAAGAAGAAGUCAAACGCCGGAAAAUCGAGAAUGGAGAAGAGGUCCAGACCCCGAUCUAUGCCACGCAGUUUUCCAAAGAGGAGAUUGAGAACGAGGAGCGGAGACCCAAAAAGAAGGUCGCGGUGUUGAUGGGAUACUCCGGGACGGGCUAUGCUGGGAUGCAGAUGAACGACUCACAAAAGACUAUUGAGGGCGAUCUUUUUACGGCCUUGGUUGCCGCCGGCGCCAUCUCGAAAGCCAAUGCCUCGGACCCGAAAAAGUCGUCUUUUGUUCGUUGUGCACGCACCGACAAAGGUGUACAUGCGGCGGGAAAUGUUGUGUCUCUGAAGAUGAUCGUUGAGGAUCCGGACAUCGUCCAGAAGAUCAAUGACAAGCUCAGCCCACAGAUUCGCGUUUGGGGCAUCGAGCUCACUGCCAAGAGUUUCAGCUGCUACCAGAUGUGUGACUCUCGUGUAUAUGAGUAUUUGCUGCCAAGCCACAGUCUGCUCCCACCGCACCCCAGCACGUACCUUGGAAGGAAGAUAGUGGAGCUUGCUGAGCAAGCCGGCGACCUGGAUGAAGUCAAGGCUCGACAAGAGGACGCUGCGGGGUUCUGGGAGGAGGUCGAUGAGAAGCACAUCAAGCCUAUAUUGGAAAAUGUCCCGGAGGAUGUGCGCAAGGUUGUGCAGAAGGCUCUUUACUUCGAUGACAGCGAGGAUGCGGAGCCAGAGAGAGAAACUGAAAUGACAGAUGGGCCGGCAGAAACACAACCCUCCCAAUCGGAAUCGGCUACCGAAAAGUCAUCCGAGACUCCUCAGGACCAACCCUACCAGAUGGAUCCACGUGAACGACUCAUCAAAGAUACCGUCAAGGCCGUCAAAGCGGCUUAUACAACGGCGAAACGCGCUUACCGAGUACCGGCUUCCCGAGUCGCGCGCCUUCAAGACUGCCUGAGUCGCUAUGAAGGCACCCUGAACUUCCAUAACUACACCAUUCAAAAGAAAUACAGCGACCCAUCUGCUAAACGAUACAUCAAGUCAUUCAAAGCGAACCCAACGCCGAUCAUCAUCAAUGGCACUGAAUGGCUCAGUCUCAAAGUCCACGGCCAGAGUUUCAUGAUGCACCAGAUCCGCAAGAUGGUGGCAAUGGCCACCCUGGUAACUCGAUGCGGCUGCAUCCCUGACCGCAUCAAGGACACCUACGGACCAGACCGCAUUGCCAUCCCCAAGGCACCGGGUCUGGGACUUUUGCUGGAGCGCCCUAUUUUUGGCGCCUACAAUGCGAAGGCUGAAGGGCUCUCUAGAAGCCCAAUUGACUUUGAGAAGUUUUCCAAGGAGAUGAACGAGUUCAAACAGCGAGAGAUCUACGACCGGAUAUUCCGGGAGGAGGAGCAGUUGAAUGCCUUUGGCGCUUUCUUCAACCACAUUGAUCAUUACCCUCAGGAGUACUUUCUUUAUGUCACCUCCGGUGGAAUUCCGGCUGCGCGACUCGCUACUGCACCUUCUGCUGAUUCGAACAGCUCGGCCCCGUCCACAUCACGCAAAAAGGGCAAGUCUGAGUGGAAGGCACUUGCUGCUGUUGAGUCCGCGUCCGAAGGCGAGGAGGAACUCCCGGAUGGUGGUGAGGAAGGCAAUUGA
Molecule: messenger RNA, 1731 nt
Organism: Penicillium riverlandense
Lineage: Eukaryota; Fungi; Ascomycota; Eurotiomycetes; Eurotiales; Aspergillaceae
Product: pseudouridine synthase PUS2
Exons: 4
Coding region: 1-1731 (576 amino acids)
Biological process (GO): mRNA pseudouridine synthesis; tRNA pseudouridine synthesis
Cellular component (GO): nucleus
Molecular function (GO): RNA binding; pseudouridine synthase activity
Source: RefSeq, a predicted model, not a curated record